GGAGGCCGAGGACGUGUGUGACGUCAGACCCUAGCACGACGCUAGCUUGCGACGAAGAAGCGGAUCCUGCUUUUCCCAUACUUGCUUGUUUAGUUGUGACUGCAAGUGUGACCGCACAUGGUGACUGACCAGUAACACACUCUAGACGGACACUACGUGCAGUGGCAUUGGGCACAAUGGAAGCGGUGAACGCCUUCAACUCGGAGUUGUUCUCCAUGAUUGACAUGAAGCCUCCGAUAUCUCGCGCUAAAAUGAUGUCUGUGACAAAGUCGGCCAUCAAAGCCAUCAAGCUCUACAAACAUGUGGUCCAGAUUGUUGAAAAGUUCAUCAAGAGGUGCAAACCAGAGCUGAAAGUCCCCGGCUUGUAUGUGGUCGAUUCCAUCGUUCGCCAGUCACGUCAUCAGUUUGGUCUUGACAAGGAUGUUUUUGGACCCCGCUUUUUGAAGAACUUCACAGAAACCUUCCAGAAUCUUUACCACUGCCCAGAGGAUGACAAGAACAAAAUUCUGCGAGUGUUGAACCUCUGGCAGAAGAAUGGUGUGUUUGACAUGGACAUCAUUCAGCCUCUGAUGGACAUGGCUAAUGGCGUCGUCGCACCUGCACCCUCACUUGAAGUUCCCACUGAGCCGCAGCCUCCUCCCACAGCGGCCCCAGUUGUGGCCACUUUAUCGCAGAUGCCCACUUCUGACGCUUUAGCUGCUGUGGCUCAACUCUUCCAGUCCCCACAUGGUCAGGAGCUCCAAAAGAUGCUUCAGAACCUGCAGCAGGCAGAAAAGACACAGACGGCCAAUAAUACCAAUGAGCCACACCCAUCCCCCAUGCCUGUGGCUCAGCCCCAGAUGCUUGAUACACACACAGAAGAAAAAAGCUCCCUGACUGAGAGACUACUCGACAAGUUUGACUAUGACGACGAACCUGAAGAUGUUGCAACAAAAGUCGCUUUGGAUUUACCUGGACAGGUACCCAACAUGGAGUCUGUUCAUCCACCACUAAUGGGACAACCUGCGCCCGGCGAGUUUGUCGGUGGAGCAAGUCACAAUGAGCAUCAGAAGGUGAAAGAUUUAUAUCAUUCCAGAAAUGCACACAACUCUAAAUCACAGGUGGAUUCAAGGGAGGAACCAUCUACACGAAGAGAAGGAAAAAGCAGGAGGUCAAGGUCUGGUUCUCGUUCUCCUAGGAGAAGAAGGUCUCGUUCUUCAUCACGCUCAAGAGGGUCCAGGCGCAGACGCUCCAGAAGUCCCCCCAGAGAGCAACGCUGGCGAUCUCGUUCUCAGGAUAGGACGGAUCGCGAGCGUGACAGAGAGCGGAGACAGAAGGGUCUUCCUAGCAUCAAGAGCCAGACGCUCAGUGUUUGCAGCACAACACUCUGGGUCGGUCAGCUGGACAAGAAAACCCAGCAGUCUGACGUCAUGUCCCUUCUGGAGGAGUUUGGCCAGAUUGACUCAAUCAAUAUGAUACCUCCCAGAGGUUGUGCCUACAUUGUUAUGGUGCACAGACAGGACGCCUACACUGCCUUGAACAAGCUGAUUAGUGGUUCGUACAAAGUCAACCAGAAGUCUGUGAAGAUUGCGUGGGCUUUGAACAAAGGUAUAAAAACAGCACACAAGAAGUUCUGGGACGUGGAGCGAGGGGUCACCUACAUCCCCUGGGCCAAAGUGAAAACCGAGGAGCUGGAGGGCUAUCGAGAAGGAGGAAUGUUCGACCCAGACACAUUAACUGAAGAUUGGAAAAGUGUUCUGACCCUCAAAAAGCAGGCGGUUGUGAACGGCAUGUCGGAUACUGCACCAAGAGAUGGGACCGUCGAAACUCAGAUUCAGGGGCCAGCCAUGGGGUCCAUCAGGAGCCCCCCAGCCUUUAUGUCUCCAGCCAUGAUGUCCCCCGGGUCCAUGCACACCAUGGGGGGUCCUGUCACCGGGUCCAUGCUCCCAAUGGGGGGUCAUGUCACUCCGCCUGUGUCCAUGCCCCCAUUAGGGGGUCCUGGCCCUGUCCCUUCAACUGUGUCCAUGCCCCCACCAGGGGGUCCUGUCCCUUCAACUGUGUCCAUGCCCCCACCGGGGGGUCUUGUCCCUGGGUCCAUGCCCCGAAUGAGGGGUCCUUUCCCUGGAUCCAUGCCCCGAAUGGGGGGUCCUGUCCCUGUCCCUUCAACUGUGUCCAUGCCCCCAAUGAGGGGUCCUGUCCCUGGGUCCAUGCCCCCACUGGGGGGUCCUGUCACUCCCCCUGUGUCCAUGUCCCCAUUAGGGGGUCCUGGACCUGUCCCUUCAACUGUGUCCAUGUCCCCACUGGAGGGUCCUGUCCCUGGGUCCAUGCCCCGAAUGGGGGGUCCUGUCCCUGGGCCCAUGCCCCGAAUGGGGGGUCCUGUCCCUGUGUCCAUGCCCCGAAUGAGGGGUCCUGUCCCUGUCCCUUCAACUGUGUCCAUUCCCCCCCUGGGCGGCCCUCUCCUGCCGGACUUCAAGCCACGUAGCGCAGCACCAGGCUUCAAACCCAUAGCAGACAUGACCUCUGACCCUGGCCUGGGAAAACCUGCGGACCCCGAGCUGGGCUCCCCAGAGCCCGCGGUGAUGAACCUGCCGCCCGGCCCUUACCAUCGCCCCCCUCCCCGCUUCCUUCCCCCCCAAAUGAUGCCCGGGGGACCCACCUUCCCCCGGUUCAGGAUGCGCCUGCCCUUCCCCCCUCGCGGCCCCGUCCUUCCCCGGCCGCCCUUCAUGGGGCCGCCGGAGGGCCCCUUCCGAGGAAGGCCGCCUUUCAGGGGCCCCGUUCGCUUCCCAAGAGGCGGCUGGUAGAAACCUUUUGUUUGUACAGCCAACUUUUUUUUAGUGAUGCCCCCCCCCCCAGGCUGUAAAUAUUGUACAUGCUCGCCACCUUUGAUAUCUUUUUGUAUAUUUUUGUCAAAGCAGUGGAAAGGAAUCAUCUUGUGCUGAUUUCAACUUUUUAGUCCAAGAUCACAGCUUUUCUUGUCCGCCACUAGAGGGCGACACCUGCCAGCAGUUGCUGUCAUUAAACAACUUAUGUCCAAACUUUUGCUGGU
Molecule: messenger RNA, 3025 nt
Organism: Entelurus aequoreus (snake pipefish)
Lineage: Eukaryota; Metazoa; Chordata; Actinopteri; Syngnathiformes; Syngnathidae
Product: SR-related and CTD-associated factor 4-like
Exons: 18
Coding region: 177-2780 (867 amino acids)
Biological process (GO): negative regulation of termination of RNA polymerase II transcription, poly(A)-coupled
Cellular component (GO): nucleus
Molecular function (GO): RNA binding; RNA polymerase II C-terminal domain phosphoserine binding
Source: RefSeq, a predicted model, not a curated record